Molecule: messenger RNA, 1011 nt
Organism: Beta vulgaris subsp. vulgaris (sugar beet)
Lineage: Eukaryota; Viridiplantae; Streptophyta; Magnoliopsida; Caryophyllales; Amaranthaceae
Exons: 1
Coding region: 1-1011 (336 amino acids)
Source: RefSeq, a predicted model, not a curated record
AUGAGGAGCCAAGCUCCGGGAAAAGAAAGCAUGAAUACACCCACGGGCAGACAAUCCCAGAGAUACCCUCGAAAAGAGAAAGACAAGAAGCCUCGGUUGGAGAAUCAUUGGAACGACCCUCGAUACAACCUGAACCAAAGAGAAAUCUACCUAGACAUCAAAGGGAAGUACCCCAUGCCGAAGCCUCACCCAAUUCGAACAUCUGUCAAUAAGCGAGACAAGAAACUCUGGUGUGAAUUCCAUCACGAUUAUGGCCACACCACGAGAGAGUGUCGAGAGCUCAAAAGAGCCUUGGACAAAUUAGCUGACGAAGGAAAGCUGAAUCGAUAUCUCAAGGAUCCUAAGGAAAGAAAAGUCGAACCCCGGGCGGAAAAACAAGCUCGAAGCGACGAGACGGCAGGAUACAUCAAUGUCAUUGCAGGUGGAUUUGCUUCAGGAGGCUUAACCAGUCGCUCUCGCAAGAAGCACCUCUACACCUUAAAACACGGAAGUGAUGCAAACUCUACUGCCACAUGCCCGACCAUGACCUUCAAAGACAGUCGCCGGCCAAUACAAACCCCGCAUGACGACCCGCUGGUUGUCGAGAUGAAGAUUGCCAACCUUCGGGUAGGCCGUGUUUUGAUUGAUAGCGGAAGUUCCGCGGAUAUUAUCACUAUGGAUUGUUUAAGGAAGCUGAAAUACGAGGAAAAAGAUAUUAGUCCCAUCGAUCAGCCGCUGGUGGGUUUUGGAGGUCAAUCAGUUCAUCCGCUAGGCUCGGUCAAGCUACCGACUCGGAUGGGGGAAAAGAAGGCAGGACGAAAUGUCAUCGUCGAUUACCUUGUGGUCGACACUAGUCUCCCCUAUAAUGUGAUCAUUGGACGACCCACUCUCAACAAAGUCAAAGCAGCAAUAUCAACGUAUCAAUUGCUUUUGCAAUUCGAAGGGGACGACGGGAAAGUCGCUCAGUUAUUCGGCGGUCAGAAGUCUGCCCGUGAGUGCUACGUCAAUAGCCUGAAAAGCAAGACAGGAUGA